This is a messenger RNA of Tigriopus californicus, 4694 nucleotides long. RefSeq lists its product as uncharacterized. Gene Ontology annotation, molecular function: protein phosphatase regulator activity; calcium ion binding. Gene Ontology annotation, biological process: protein dephosphorylation. Bases 932 to 4558 code for a protein of 1208 amino acids. Gene Ontology annotation, cellular component: protein phosphatase type 2A complex. Lineage: Eukaryota; Metazoa; Arthropoda; Copepoda; Harpacticoida; Harpacticidae. The record is from RefSeq and is a predicted model, not a curated record. The transcript has 8 exons.
UAGGCACAAGGUGCAACGGGGACAGCAGCUCAUGAAUCUGAAAUGUGUGAGUGUGAGUGUGUGUGUGUGUAUGAUGUGAGCAGGGGAUUCAUAAGAACUAAGAAGAGGAGGUGGUGGAUGAGGAGGUGGCGGAGGAGGAGGAAGGGACGGACGCGUAGAGCUCUGCUCAUGAGUGUGUUCAAGCCACCGAGAACGAGGCAAAGGAAGCUGAAAAGCGACGAUGCGAAGCAAGUAGGUGAGCGAGGGAGUAUGUACAAACGAGUCGUGCAGUGGUGAGUGAGAUGCAGCAGUCGAGGCACAGAUACAAGCAAAAUGGCAGCACCUUCUUGCAAGAUAUCCCAAGUUUUCUAUUUUUAGAAUCCUCUCAUUCAUGGCACCUGGGUCCAAGAUCCAUUGUGAGUGUUCCAAAGUGCUCUUUCACCCUCUUGCGGUGGUUGUGACUAGUUUGGGGGUACAUUUCCAUAUAAAAAGGGAUCAAACCGAAGUGUUAUGCCAACAUGUGCGAGCUCGGAAGUCCUGAAAAACUUUGAUUCCCUCACACGAAGGAUCAGCUGUUGUGUUAGACCUCAACUAGGCAACAUUUGUCUCAAACUUGUAUUUCCUUGAAUAACCCGAGAAUUAGUCACCUUAAACCUAAUAGCAUACCACAACCUGUGAUCCAAAUUCGCUCUGAACAACUCCAUCAAACGGAAGUCCUUAUCGCAGUCUUGUUGGAGUUAGUUCGUGACAGCACCGUAACCCUAAUUAAGGGCCUGCUAUAUACUUAGUGGUGUUAAAACAUCAUAGAUCAAAUUCCUCGUGCUUACAACAGACAAACAUUCAUCAGAAGUUUGUGUCAUCCAUACAGAUAAGGAAUAUAUUCAGCUGUCAUUUUCCACCUGAUUACUACCUUCAGUGAAAUCCCCGUGGUGCAUGGGGCGAAAAGUUGAAUAUGGCUGGCCGAGGUCCACCGUAUUCCCAGAGAAAUAACUACGGUGGUGGUAACCACACUGGUGGUUCCAACCAUUCAGGAAAUAGAGGAGGAGGAGGAGGAGACCUCUAUCAACAACUCAUUGACAACAACGACUUGGUAAGAGAGUUGGACGACAUUGAGGCUAUUUCGCAGCAGAUUUCCCAACACGCCGAAGUACUCUAUCAGAAUUGGAAGCAAAACACCACUCCUCGACUUGGAAGUGCUGCGCAAACGAGAGGCUCCACAUCGAGCUUGGGGAACAACGGACCUUAUGGAACGGAAGGGUCGAGAUUCACCAGUAAUUCGAAUCCCAAUUUUUCACGAAGUAAUUCGUCGCCCUCGAAUUCGUUGCAUCCAACAAGGUCAAUAGCAAUCGAAAACAGCGGUGAGAGAUCAGGGUCGACGCCCAGCUACUCCAACCACAAUGGAGGACCAGUGCAUUCGGCAUACAAUCCGUACCGAGACUCAACUAGUCACACAAAUACUUUGCCCACAAGAUUGCACCACCAGAUAGCUCAAGCACAACAGCAAUCCACUGGAACACCGUAUUCAGUGGGCUCGACAGAUUUUUCGUCUCGCUCUUCCACACUUCCCAAUCGAGGCUCCUCUGGAGGUAGAAGCAUUACUCAGAUCAAAUCAGACUUUGAUAUCGAUACCCCGCACAGCGGCACCUCAGGAGCUGCUGCCAACGGAAAUCUUAAGGACCUAGUCAACAGUUUUGUUUCCACGGAUCGAGCGAAGCAAGCAGCUCGAAAUACGAUUUCAUCCACCAUCACAAACAUGAGGAACAAUGGGAAUGGCAACGGCCUUCGGAGCCCGUCGCCAUCCAGUUCCACUAGUUCCUUCGGUUCCAGAGGGAUGUCCCCUUUGAAGAGCCCCAUGCUGGCCAUCUCGAGCGUUUCAUCUCCCACAGGCCCCUUGUCGCCGACAUCUUCCAUAACCUCUAGUUAUGAGAGUCAAAGGGGUUCGACACCUAGGUAUAUGCCCACUAAUGACAUACACACCCAACUCACGCCCAUGUUUGGUGGGGGCGGUGGCGGAAGUGGAAGUCAAUACAUGUCUCAAUCACGUGAUACAUUGGACAGACCAGCCCUGAGGCUUCAACCUCCCAGUUCGGGAUGGAACUCCAUGCCGAUUUCUUCAUCAUCUACGUCGUCAAGUGGUCGGGUCAUUUCGAUUCCUGUGCAACACCUGACGGCCACUGCUUCCACUCCAUCUGGCCUUCAAUCUCCCAAGGUGCUUCAAACGAUUAGCAGUAACAGUGCACCCGCAUUCCCCCGGAGAUCGAGUAACCGGAACAGUUUGGAGUUUGACAUGCCCUUGCCGUCAUUGCAUGCGGCCAAUGUGGAGAGGAUGAAGUUAAGAUUUGAGGAGGCCAAGCAACGCAUGAAUCUCAUGCACCAAAGGGCAAUGGAAUCAGAUGUUGGUGAUCCAGAAAUCUUCAUGGACUUGGACGACGGUUCAAACCUGAUUCUGGAUCAAUUGAGACGACGGAGUGCUAGGAGGGAGAUUCCUUCCGCACCUCAUCCGGAGCUCACGCCCCAACAAAAGCAACACAUCAUGGAACGCUCGUCCCAAGGUCCAAAUUCAACAAGUUCGUUUGGAUCCUCCGGAUUUCCGUUCCGGAGAUUCUUGGGGGGAGGAUCCGUGGCGGAACGGGUCCUCAUUUUUGAGCGAUGUCCAGUGUUCCAGACAUCGGAUUCCAAAGACGAUGGCUUCAAAACCAUUCCAAUCGAGAACCGCAUUGACCCCGCGGGACUUCAUCGCAAGAGUGCGCCGGAACUAUCGUUUAUCAACUCGGGCCCUACUCCUCCGCUUUCCGGGACGUCACCUCCACAAUCUCAGAUUGCCAGUCCGGUUCCAUCCUUCCGAAGCUCAUCCUUGUCAUCACCAUCAGUGCCCACGACAUCCCCACAGAUCCGAAAUCAUGCUCGGGAAGUGCCAGUUGCCAAGGGAAGUCCAGUCAUUACUCCGGUUCUUUCCAAAUCUCCCCCCUCUGCCAAUCCGGUUCUUAGUCCCAUUCAACCCACUUUUACAACGACUGUUUUGGGCUCACGCUCCAUCACUCCGCCCAAAGUGAUCACUCCCCCGCCUCCAUUGGGUCGGCCGAGAUCAUUGGUCAUAGAGGGUACCGCCGCCUCCAAAGGCAGGAGUCUUCCGAAAUUCCAUUUCCCAUUUGGUAACCCCGCGUUGAGUCCUUCAGCCGAGGCGUCUCUUAAAACCAUUCAGGCGGAAUUUCGAAAAUACAAGAGCUCUUGUGUUAGCCAGGAGGACCUGGGUCAGAUCCUAAAGAAAUGCGGCUUUCCAAUAAGUUGGAAAGGAAUAUUGUUCAAUGCGAGUGGCGGGGACAAGGUUGACAGUAUCAGUUACGAGCAAUUCGCCCGAUUUUGGCGGAAAAUGUCGGCUUCCAACCACGAUGAUGCGUCUCAAUUUGCUUACAUUCUGACCCGCGGGCUCCGGCGAUAUCUCGUUCCGGAAGAUUUUGUACCUCUGAUUCAAGAUGUAGUUGAUACUCACCCUGGUCUGGGUUUUCUGAAAGAGGCCACGGAGUUCCAUUCCCGUUACGUUCACACUGUGAUAGCCCGCAUCUUUUUCUGCGUUAAUCGGUCGUGGAGUGGGAAGAUUACAAUCCCGGAGUUGCGUCGAUCCAAUUUCCUCCCAGUACUUAGACUCUUAGAAGAGGAAGAGGACAUCAAUCAGGUCACAGACUUUUUCAGUUAUGAGCACUUCUAUGUAAUCUACUGCAAGUUUUGGGAGCUUGACAAGGAUCACGACCUCUUCAUUGAUAGGGAGGAUCUCUCUAGGCAUAAUGAUCAUGGUAUGUCUCUUCUCAUAAAACCAAUAAAUUGGGCUCCUUUUGGAACAGAAAACAACUUGCUAUUUUCAGCUAUUAGCACACGAAUGAUUGAUCGUAUUUUCUCCGGAGCGGUCACGCGAGGUCAAGCGCAGAAAGAGGGCAAAAUGUCCUACACAGAAUUUGUUUGGUUCCUCUUGGCUGAGGAAGAUAAGCGGCACCCUACUUCAAUCGAAUACUGGUUCCGUUGUAUGGAUCUUGACGGUGAUGGCUUUUUAUCUAUGUACGAGAUUGAAUAUUUCUACGAGGAACAGCUCCAGCGAAUGGAACAACUCAUGAUUGAGACUUUGCCUUUUGAGGAUUGUCUGUGUCAGAUGCUUGACAUGAUUAUGCCCGACGACCCUACCAAGAUUUCUUUGAGAGACCUUAGGACUUGUCGAAUGACUCCUAUCUUUUUUGAUACAUUCUUCAAUUUAGAAAAAUAUUUGGAACAUGAGCAAAGAGAUCCUUUUGCGUCCCAACGUGAUGUGGAUGAGGAUGGCAAUGAAAUAUCGGAUUGGGAUCGAUUUGCGGCCGAGGAAUAUGAACUUUUGGUGGCUGAGGAGGGACACGCUGAAGUUCUUGAUGACAUGGGAUAUGAGGACGACGAAAACUCGGCGGAAAUGAAUUUUGAGGAGGCAUUAGAAGAUGCAGCAGAGAAUGGCAAAGACGCGACCGCCGGCAUUAACAAGCGAUUGAACUCCUACGAAUCAAAACUCAGCAACAGUUAUGGCUUGAAAGAUCCUGUGUUUUCCUCAGCGACCAAUGGAUGAUUAACACCUCCUAUCUGGCUCCUAAAGCUUGCAUAUAAACCAGACGGAGCCUUGCCUUAUGACAAAAUAACCCCUUGUUUAACGAUGGCACAAAGAAAUACCUUAAUAAAAAGAGGCCAAAGUGCUGAGAUAAGUA